CACUUUAUUCGAUUUGCAGUCAGAUAGUUUUCCGUUUUUUGAUUUUGUUGUUCGCAUAACAGCAGCUGGGGGAACCUUGGACUAAUAUUUAAACAACUGGGAAUGCUCUAGUAGUGCGACAGGAAUAUUUGACUUCAGAACAAUGUCUGAAAAAUCGGACCGAAAGGCAGAAUUGGAAAGAAAAAAGGCGUGGCUUGCCCAAAUUCGCGCCGACAAACUUCGCAAGAAGAAAGAGGAGGAAGAAAAAAAAGUGGUGGUAUCAUCAGACUUGGAACAAAAAAGAAAAGAUGCUGAGAGUUUGCUUCGUGAUAUUGGCAUUUCCGAUACAUCAUUAGUUGCUGCUGCUCCGAAGUCUCCGUCCAAAUCUCCCGCUGUUCCAGCUGCAUCGACUACAGAACAAGAUGGUGGAAAACCAAGGCAUGGUUAUUCACGAAGGACUCAAAUUUUCAAAAGAACUGUUGCUCAAUAUGGUGACUGGGAGUGUCAAGAAAAAGAUAUCUGCCAUACUGAGCAAGUAUCGUUCAGCUUGAAAACAUCUGGUCUGGAUUGGGAUCAGGAUGCAAGUCUUGUCGAACUGCAAGGGCCUCGGAAACAUGCUAAACUUGAGCUCAGUAAAAUCACAGUGACUUCGAUUGCACCAAAAGAAACUGUCACCUAUGCGAAAGAAACUCAAACUCCAGUUCAACAACAGCAACAAUCUGAUGACGAAGAUGAAAAACAAGACGAGGAAAAGAACAAUAUUGUUCUGGAAGAUAAAUUAGCUGACGAUGAUGAAGAAAAAGAAGAAGAAGGUACUCGAGAGCUUACAGAAGAGGAAAAAUGCACAAUUGAAAAUUCUGAAGAAUAUUUAUCGUUUUUAAAUCGUACAUCAAGAUUUAUGGAGAGAGCCCUCACACAUAAAAUUGAUUUAUUUACUGAAUACAAUUUACAACAAGAUGAAGAAAGUGAGGCAGACAAAGGGGCCAAACUCGCUCUGAAUCGCGUAUUCUCAGAUGAAAGAUGGUCAAGGCAUAGACUAGUUACUUGCUUGGAUUGGAGCACACAGUAUCCAGAACUAUGUGUUGCAUCAUACAGUUCCAAUGAAGAUGCACCUUAUGAACCUGAUGGUGUUGCACUUGUGUGGAAUAGUAAAUAUAAAACAGCAAGUCCCGAGUAUAUUUUUCACUGCCAGUCAGCAGUAACAGCAGCUUGUUUUGCCAAAUUCCAUCCCAACCUUGUAGUAGGAGGAACUUACAGUGGUCAGAUUGUAUUAUGGGAUAAUAGAACGAAGAAACGAACACCGGCUCAACGAAGUAAACUUUCAGCUUCUGCUCACACACAUCCAGUUUUCUGUGUUGAUGUGGUUGGAACACAAAAUGCUCAUAAUUUGAUUUCAAUUUCAAAUGAUGGAAAAAUGUGUUCGUGGAGUUUAGACAUGUUGACCCAACCACAGGAUACUAUGGAAUUGCAGCACAAGCAAUCAAAAGCUGUUGCUGUGACUUGUAUGGCUUUUCAGCCUAAUAAUGUUAACAAUUUUGCUGUUGGUGCAGAAGAUGGAUCUGUGUAUUCUGCCUGUAGACACGGGAGCAAAACAGGAAUAAGUGACGCUUUCGAUGGUCACUUUGGACCAGUAACAGGAGUUGAUUUUCAUUGUGCUACUGGUCAGCUCGAUUUUUCUCAUCUUUUCCUCACAUCCUCUUUUGACUGGACUGUAAAACUAUGGUCACUGAAGAAUGGAACUAGAAAAUGUCUUCAUUCAUUUGAAGACAACAAUGAUUAUGUAAUGGAUGUUGCUUGGUCUCCAGCUCAUCCUUCCAUGUUUGCAAGCGCUGAUGCAUCAGGGAGAAUUGACCUGUGGAAUUUGAAUACCGAUAUUGAGGUACCUGCUGUUUCUGUGAUGACAGACAAUAAUUCUGCUAUAAAUGAAAUUCGUUGGAAUCCUGCUGGAUCGCAAAUAGCUGCCGGUGAUGAAGUAGGAAGAAUUCAUGUAUAUGAUGUUGGAGAACAAAUUGCAUCUCCUAGAAAUGAUGAAUGGUCCAGAUUCGUUCGUACUUUGGCUGAUAUAAAAAGUAAUGAAGCUGAUGAGGAAGAAACUUUAAUGUCAAGACAUCUAUGAAAUACGAUUCACCAAGUUUAUUUGUGCGAAAUUGAAAUACACCAAGCAUUCUUCUUCUUAGCUUUAUACCAUGUUUGUAGGAUGAACUUAAUAAUCGAUACCACUUAUGUUCAACUAAUUAUCAAACUAUAGAAGUUGGUAAUGGAUUAUUGUUCUCACCAAAUUAAGUUCAUAACUAAUUUAUUGGCGGUCUUUUUUUCCAUCUUUUUCUAGUAUGCUUGUACUUACCAUGACUGAAAAUCAACACCAAAUGACCCAGUAUUUCUCCUGGAAUAGUUAUAAUCACAACAUGCAUAAGUGGAUUCAACUCUAAGCAAUGAAUUUGUUCUUGUUUUUGAAUCAGUACCAAUUGUGGUGUCGUAAUCAAUUUAUAUUCUGUUGGUGCCUGUGUUGCCAACUAUACAAUUUUUGCGUUGUUACAUAUAUUGUGCUGCAUGCACUAUGUGCACAUUUACUAUAUUGCUCUGAAUAGUACUAAAUGAUCUUUACGCCGAACAAA
Styela clava is the source of this 2594-nucleotide messenger RNA. The record is from RefSeq and is a predicted model, not a curated record. Lineage: Eukaryota; Metazoa; Chordata; Ascidiacea; Stolidobranchia; Styelidae.